Phyllotreta striolata is the source of this 1152-nucleotide messenger RNA. NCBI's taxonomy places the organism in Eukaryota, Metazoa, Arthropoda, Insecta, Coleoptera, Chrysomelidae. The record is from the annotation of a GenBank genome assembly.
AUGGAUUCCGAAAUGGACGAGCACGUGUUCGACCACAGGAAUUUGGCCCAUUGGUCGAAAUCGGUGGGCACCAAAAACGAGACCGGCCUGCCGUUGAACAUGCAGUUCAACGCCGGACACAGACUUUCCAUAAUCGUGUACAGUGUGCUGAUGGUGUUCUCGGCCGUCGCCAAUAUUACUGUGUUAGUGUUGUUGUUGAAGAGACGCAAGAAGAACCCCACCAGGAUCAACACCAUGCUGGUGCAUUUGUCUAUAGCCGAUCUUCUGGUUACAUUCCUCAUGAUGCCCAUGGAGAUCGCUUGGGCUUCGACGGUCCAAUGGCUGGCUGGAGACGCCAUGUGCAGGAUAAUGAUGUUCUUCAGGACAUUCGGUUUAUAUUUAUCCAGUUUCAUUCUCGUCUGCAUCAGCGUAGACAGAUUUUACGCUGUGCUGAAACCUCUCGACAUGGGCGGUCAAAGGGAGAAAAUCAUGGUUCUCGGGGCUUGGAUCGGGGCCAGCUUAUGCAGCGCUCCGCAGAUGGUUAUCUUCCACGUGGAGGUCCACCCGAACGUGACCUGGUACUAUCAGUGCGUCACCUACAACGUUUUGCCGUCGGAAGCGCACGAAUUGGCCUAUGUCAUAGGCGGUAUGCUGAUGAUGUACGCCAUACCUUUGCUCGUCAUCAUCUACUCCUACGCUUCGAUACUACUGGAGAUAUUCAGAAGAACCAGGAACCCGACUAACGCCGAUAGCGUGACUAGAUCGAGCUUGCCGUUUCUGGGCAAAGCGAAAAUACGGACUCUAAAGAUGACCAUUAUCAUAGUGUUUGUCUUCUUCAUUUGCUGGACACCCUACCAAGUCAUGAGCAUCUGGUAUUGGUACGACAGGGCGUCGGCGCUGGAGGUGGACGAGCGCAUCCAGAAGUUCCUGUUCCUGUUCGCCUGCACGAACUCCUGCAUGAACCCGCUGGUCUACGGCAUCUUCAACAUUCGGACGCGCCGCAGGAGCAAGUUCCAGUCGAUGAUGUCGGGCGAAGAGCCGAGCGUCCGGGGCCGCGGCGAGUUCGUGUGCUUCGUGUCGUGGAAGAAGCCCAACGCGACGGUGUCCCACCAUCGGGAGAUCUGCCUCAGCUGCGGCGAGACCUUCGAGAUUCCCUGCCAGAACGGCAAGUGA